GUACAACUGUAGCUCCUACCACCACAACUACACCACCUACUUCAACAACUACAACUGAAGCUCCUACGAUAACCACAACUGCAGCACCUGCUACGACAACUACAACUGAAGCUGCUACGACAACCACAACUUCAGUGCCUACUACGACAACUACAACACCUACUACGACAACACCUACUACGACAACCACAACUGUAGCUCCUACGACACCAUCUGUAGCUCCUAUGACCACUACAACUGCAGCACCUACUUCAACAACCACUGCAGCUCUUACAACCACUACAUCAGCAGCACCUACUUCGACAACUACAAAUGCAGUUCCUACAACAACGACAACUGAAGCUCCUAUGACAACCACAACGGCAGCUCUAACUACAACAUCUGUAGCUCCUACGACCACAACAGCAGCAUCUACUACAACAAAUACAAAUGCAGCUCCUACGACAACCACAACUGCAGCUCCUACUACAACUUUAGAUCCCACGACCAUUACAACAGAAGCACCCACUACGACCACUACAAACGCAGCUACUACGACAACCUCAACUGAUACUCCUACUGCAACUUUAGAUACUACGACCACUACAACAGCAGCACCUACAACGACAACUGUAGCUCCUACGACAACCACAACUGUAGCUCCAAGUACAACUGUAGCUCCUACCACCACAACUACACCACCUACUUCGACAACCGUAGCAACUACGACCACAACUACACCACCUACUUCGACAACCGCUGCAUCUGCUAAAAUAACUACAACUGACGCUCCUACAACACCAUCUGUAGCUCUUACAACCACUACAACUGCAGCACCUACUUCAACAACUACAACUGAAGCUCCUACGAUAACCACAACUGCAGCACCUGCUACAAAAACUACAACUGAAGCUGCUAUGACAACCACAACUUCAGCGCCUACUACGACAACUACAACACCUACUACGACACCUACUACGACAACCACAACUGAAGCUCCUACGACAUCAUCUGUAGCUCCUAUGACCACUACAACUGCAGCACCUACUUCAACAACCACUGCAGCUCUUACAACAACUACAUCAGCAGUUCCUACAACAACGACAACUGAAGCUCCUACGACAACCACAACUGCAGCUCCAACUACAACAUCUGUAGCUCCUACAACCACUACAACAGCAGCACCUACUACAACAACUACAAAUGCAGCUCCUACGACAACCACAUCUGCAGCUCCUACUACAACUUUAGAUCCCACGACCAUUACAACAGAAGCACCCACGACGACCAUUACAAACGCAGCUCCUACGACAACCGCAACUGAUACUCCUACUACAACUUUAGAUACUACGACCACUACAACAGCAGCACCUACAACGACAACCACAACAGCAGCACCUACAACAACAACUGUAGCUUUUACGACAACAAAUAUGUCCCCAACCACUACAACGUCAGCAGCUACAGCGAAAAUCACUUCAGCUCCUACUACAACAACUGGAGCUCUUACAACCACUACGACUGCAGCACAUACUACAACAACUACAACUGAAGCGCCUAUGAUAACCACAACUGCAGCACCUACUACGACAAUUAUAACUGAAGCUGCUACGACAACCACAAUUGCAGCACCUAUUACGACAACUGCAGCACCUACUACGACAACUGCAGCACCUACUACGACAACCACACCACCUACUACGACAACCACAACACCUACUACGACAACCACAACACCUACUACGACAACCACAACUGUAGCUCCUACGACAACCACAACUGUAGCUCCAAGUGCAACAACUGUAGCUCCUACGACCACAACUACACCACCUACUUCGACAACCGCUGCAGCAUCUGCUAAAAUAACUGCAACUGACGCUCCUACACCAUAUGUAGCUCUUACAACCACUACAACUGCAGCACCUACUUUAACAACUACAACUGAAGCUCCUACGAUAACCACAACUGCAGCACCUACAACAACAACUGUAGCUUCUAUGACAACAAAUAUAUCCCCAACCACUACAACGUCAGCAGCUACAGCAAAAAUCACUUCAGCUCCUACUACAACAACUGUAGCUCUUACAACCACUACGACUGCAACACAUUCUACAACUACAACUAAAGCUACUACGACAACCACAACUGCAGCACCUACUACGACAACGACAACUGCAGCACCUACUACGACAAUGACAAAUGCAGUUCCUAUGACAACCACAACUGCAGCUCCUACUACAACAACUUUAGAUCGUACGACCACAACAACAGAAGCACCUACAACGACAACUGAAGGUCCUACGAUAACCACAACAACAUCUGUAGCUCCUUCGCCAACAACUGUAGCUCCUACGACCACUACAACUGCAUCAUCUACUUUGACAACCACUGCAGCACCUGCUACAAUAACUACAACUGAAGCCCCUAUGACAACCACAACACCUACUAUGGCCAUUACAACAGCAGCACCCAUAACAAGAACUGUAGCUCCUAUGAUCAAUACAACUUCAGCACCUACUUCGACAACCACUGCAGCACCUGCUACAAUAACUACAACUGCAGCUCUUACAACAACCACAACUGCAGCUAAAGCUACAACCAUAACUGCACCUCCUACUAUAACAUUUUUAGCUCUUAUGACCCCUACAUCAGCCGCACCUACAAUGAAAUCUGUUGCUCCUACAGCAACUGUUGCGCCUACAACCACUACAUCUACCAUACCUACAACAACAACUAAAGCUCUUACUCCAAUAACUGUAGCUCCUUCAACCAGCACCACAAAAGCUGCUAUGACAAUCAAUUCAGCUCUUACUAAAACAACCAUUGGUCCUACCACCCCUACAACUGCAGCAUCUACUACGACAACAACUACAGCUCUUACAACAACCACAAUUGCAGCUACUAUGAUAACUGCAGCUCCUACAAGUGCAACUGCAGCUCCUACAGAUGCAACUGCAGCUCCUACAGCUGCAACUCUUACAACUGCAUCUGCAGCUCCUACAACUGCAGAUGAUAAUGCUGCAUUAAUUAAAACAGCUGUAGCUCCUACAACCACUACAAUGGCAGGUCCUUCAACAACCACAACUCCAGCUCCUUCGACAACCACAACGAAAGCUGCUACAACAACCACAAAUAUAGCUGCUACAACCACCACAACAGCAGCACCCACAACGACAACUGUAGAAGCUACCACACCACCUCCUACUCUUUUGCUGACCACUCCUUUCAAUACCACAAGUGGAGGUUUUCCUGGCUGGGCUCUGGCCAUUAUCAUCCCUUGUGGCAUCGCUAUCAUUCUGGUACCCCUGUGGAUCCUGCUAUGUUGCAUUUUAUGUGGCGGAUGUGUAGCUAUAAGGAGACGCUGGCACAGACGCAGAUCUUACAAUGUACAGUACAGCAGAAGAAACGGUCUCUUCUGAGGUGACAACGCUAACAUCUCUGGCCUAUUGUAAUCACAAGAACAGCCAAUCAUCUAUAUCUGCUAAUCAUGGCACUUUAAUGCAUGGAAAAAUUACUUGACUACACAGCAUUGCAUCUGAGAAGAUCAAGUGAAAAUGUAUAAUAGGCUUAAAAGGCCACAUGUUUUUUGUGCAAUGUACUACUUUAUAUAUUAUGCAUCUGAAUGUUAAUCAAAGUUACAGCUGAGCUGAACAUAGUAUGUUAAUAUAUUUAUUAGUUAUGUCAUUUGUGGUUUCAAGCUGUGCUGUCCACUUACUAAAACAGUUAUCAUUUAUUUAUUUCAUGUAUAAUAAGCUUCAUUCCAAUAUUUAUUUUUUGUUUGUUAUUUCCUCUCUUGAUUAACUAUGAACUAAUUUAUUUUAAACUUCAAUACAGUACAUGUUUCUUCAACUUAUAGUUUGACAAAUGUAAUGAAAAUACAAACCAGUAUUAUGAUCAAAUUUUAUGUAAAGGUUUGACUGCAGGGUGAUUAUAGACAGCACAUGUACACAUCAAAAGUAGUCAAAAUUGUCCGACCUGGCACCUUAAUCUAUGCAAAACUUAUUAAAGACCAAGUUCAGUC
Salmo salar (Atlantic salmon) is the source of this 4000-nucleotide messenger RNA. The record is from RefSeq and is a predicted model, not a curated record. NCBI's taxonomy places the organism in Eukaryota, Metazoa, Chordata, Actinopteri, Salmoniformes, Salmonidae.